AUGGCCGAGCAAUUGGGUGCCGCGACUCCAUUCAGGGUGAUCACUUUGAACGUCAAUAAUGUAGCCGCCAAUCGCCCAAAGCAAGACGCCAUCCGAGAUAUAAUCAAGAAUGACGAACCGCACGCCGUGAUUUUGACGGAAACGGCACAAAAGAAACGACAGCAGCUGCCCCCCAUCUACGAUCCGACACUGUACGAGGAGUUCUAUACCCCGGCCAGUGCCAGUAACUCAUCGACAGGGGUAGCCCUCAUCGUGCGCCGCAACCUCAACCCCACACGCGUCAGUGUUCCGUUCAGCACUGCUACAGAUGGCAGAAUUUGCGCCGUCGACAUCUCACUGCCCGAUGAGGCCAAACGGCGCAAAUCGGUUCGCAUUGUCGGCCUUUACGCGUCACCCAAAGCGAAGGACUUGGAGACCGACGGUGCGCUUACGCGAUUCUGGGAGGGGAUCCGCGCAGUGGUCAGCGCGGCCCCCGCAGACUGGAUCCUCGGAGGCGAUUACAAUGCCCACCUCCAUCCCCAUGAGUCGCACUCCCUGAACUCGUCGCAUGGGUACGAGCUGCACAGGCAGAAGCAGCAAACGGCCUACCGAGAGUUUUUGAACGCCUGCCAUGGCACAGACACUUGGGAGGUGCAAGAUGGGGUCUGCUGGGAGCACCACUGGACUCUCAGGGCCUAUGGAACACCCAGUACAAGGCGCAUCAUAGACCGCUUCUCAGUCUCUCCCGGCAUCUCCUGUGUGAGGACCGAGACACUGACGGGCACUGGUCCGACCAAGGACGACCUAGUGGCUAAGACCCCACCCUCGCCGUUGUCAGUCCGCCAAAACGUACGCAUUCUACCUCGCAUGCCUGUUCCCGCCACGAACCAUAGGCCGGUGCGCGUGUCUCUCAGAUUAGGCUGCAUGGUACCCCCGUCGGACAAGGACCGAUACAGCCGUGCUCCAGCUCGUUUGCGCCAGCCGAAAGGUAACAGCGCUACUCGGGCCUUUGAGAAGAUGAACGACAAGCUCAAAGGUUUCAUGCAGCGCUCACCACCGCCCCAUCAACCUCCUCAAAGUGACUCUGAAUGUGACGACCUGUAUGCGUGGUGCACCGAGGCUUUGACGUCCUCGUGCAACUCAGCAUUUCAGCGCUCGCGUUCUAGGGCGGUGGUCAAUCCCCAGUUCUCACCUGCCACCUCCCCUUUGCUUCGAGAGCUGCAAGAGCGCCGCCACCAGAUCAACCGCGGUCUUCGAGCGGUGAAAGAAGACAGGUUUCCUGCUCUCUUUCUUCGGUACGCCAAGGUCCGUCAAGCCCUCCCCGAAUUUGCGGAAACAUCCUUGGCAUCGCAGCUGGACAAGGACGAAUCUCUCCGACUCCUGGAGCGCAAGCGCGACGAGCUCGAUCACAGUAUCCGGAAGGAGACGAGGCGCCUCACCUUCGUCUCGACGGCUGCUGCAGAGAAGAGGGAGUGGCAGAAAGCCAUUCACGGGGGCAGGCUGAAGCACCUGUUCGAACCUGCAACGGUGUCUGAACCGCCGUUCCUGACAAAACGAAGCGACUCGGGCGAGCCGGAAACUUUAGAGCAUCAGCCAGAGGAGAAGCUUCAUGUUUGGUCCGCUCACUUCAAGAAAGUUCUGCAGCGACCAGCUCCCCCGACCCAGCCCAAGCCGUGGAUGCUCACCAGCGGGCCACUCGCAGAAGGAUCGCCGGACAAGGGUGGCGAAGAUUUCGUCUGGCCUCGGCCGCUCUCUCUCCCCGCACUUCGGGGCGUUCUUGGGAAAGGCAAUCCUCGCCCAUCUCCUGGCCCAGACGGGUGGGAGAAGUGGGCCCUCCGGAAUGCCAGCGACGAGUUCUUGCAGAUUGUGAUUGCGCUCGCCAACUACAUCAUAACGCACUCGUACUUUCCAGAGCAGCUGAAGGAGGCGUUCAUCACCCCCAGGUUCAAGCGUGGCGACUUCACCGACCCUAAGAACUACCGCGGCAUCGCUCACUCGAAUCUGUUGUACAAUAUCGUUUCAACAUGGUUCGGCACGUCAUUGAGAGACCACGUGUGGCGCAAAGGCCUCCUCAACCCUACACAGAUCUCUGGGCAAGCCGGUGUUCAGCCUGGAGACGCGCUAUCUCUCUUGGAGCAACUGGAUGUGUGUUUGUCCGCAAAUGAGGAGACUGCAUUCGUAUUAAAGCGAGACCACGUACAAGGAUACGACCAGCUUCACGCUUCGGCUUUCGAGGACGCACUGGAGUACUUUGGCUUCAACCCGGCGGUUACCGCCUUCGAACGGGCGCGCAUAGGCCAAUGCAGAAUGCGCGUGAAAUCGCAUGACGGGGUGAGCUCCGAGUCAUUCGUGACAUCUGGACAGACCAAGCAGGGUGAUGCGCCGUCCUCGCUACGCUACACUUUGUCUACCUCUCUUUUAUAUUGGUGGUGGAAGCGUUCCCCUGCUCUCGAUUGUCACUUCCCUCGCAUUAGGACAAGGAAUGGGAAGUCGGGAAGGUUCCAUUUCGAUAACGAGAAACGCCUUGACAUCCUCAUCCGCCUGAUCGAGGCAACCGAUGAUAGUCUACUUCUGGCUCGGAGUCUGUCAUCGUUGCGCGAGAUCACGAAGCUCGCCGAGCAGUUCCAGAUGGCGUACGGAAUCGAGACGAACUGGACCGACACACACAAGACGUCGGCAUUCGUACUGGGGAAGCAGCCCUCUGCCCUCCCUGAGAAGAUUGAUAUUCCGCUCCCCGGCCGCCCAGACCUGCAAGUUACGGUGACACGCGAACCGGUAUUCCUCAGGACCACCUUCAACAAUCCUGGUCUCACAUUCAACCGCAUCCUGGACCUGAUUGAGGGUUUUCCACUUCCAUGGGCUAAGCAACUGCCUCUGACGCUCAUCCGCCGCGCGAUAUUUGGACUUUUGAUCCCCAAAAUCAGAGGAGUGCUGAAUCUCCAGCCGCUUUCGCUGCAGAUGGCGGAAGAGUUGGACUAUGCGAUGGCUCGCAAAGUGUCCGAGGCAUUGGGCGUUCGGUUCCGGCGGACAACAGCCAUGUUCCUCCCGAUCAGCCAGCUUGGAUUCGGUUUACCGUCAAUUGUCCGCAUCAACGGGCAAGCAGCAAUUUCAGCGGUCCUGCGCUCGCUCAACAGUCCGCUGGCUCCUUUGGCGAUGGUUGCGGCGGUCACGCACAGAAACUGGAGCUGCCACGGCCACUCUUGUGGCAAUCCAUUCUUCCGGACCCCUGGUCCGCAGGAGGAGCUUCAGCCGCGGCCGAAACCUACGAUCAAGCUGACCCAGCUCAAGAUUGAGAGGGAACAGAUGCGUUGGAUUGCUGCACACCGCUACGUUCCUCGUGCAUGGCUCGCUGCCCGCCAAUAUGCCCAUUUAGGCGGUUUCAGCAUUGUGGCGACGACGGAUCAGGAUAUCACGAAGGCGCGACCAAUGCACGUUCUCAAUGCGUGUAAACACGCAUCUACUCGUCAACCGCCGUCAAUACUGUUCAUCAAAGAGGAGAUCUUUAGUCGCACGCCAACCCUGUGCCGGCUUCCUUUCAAAGAUUGGGCCGAUGAGGUAUUGGCCGAGCUGGAUAACCCCAGUGGCGCGUUGGCGGGAUCGUGGCGCGUUCCGUGGGCACAGGAGAUAGACGCGUUCAAAUCAUGGCUGACCCAUUUCGAUCUCUCAGAUCUUGCAGGUCCACAGCCAGACUGCAUAGAAUCCAAAGCGAACCGUCGUGAAUCGUACUCCCUGGAAGUGAGGCGCUCCUUCAACAUGACGUACGGAAGUUCGGUAUCCCGCUCCUCGGCAAGCACGUACGCCACCGACGGAAGCUUCCGUCUGAGCAGCAGCGGGCGGUCGGAAACGGCUGCCGCCGUGGUAGGAGCCGGCACUGCUGCUCUCUGCCUGUCACCUCAGCAGCAGACGACUUCGCUCGACGGCGAGCUGCUGGGUAUUGUUGCUGCGCUUCAGCACGCUCGCGAACAUUGCCCCGAGGUGUUGAUCUUCGAGAUUGUCACCGACUCGCAGAGCAGCGUCGACAUCGUCCGCGGCUACUUGCAGCGAGGUGCAGAAGCAAACGGUCACCUCAUGAAACAGAGACCGUCGUGUGAGCUUAUUCGGUGGCUCACGUCGGAGCUGGAGAUGACUGCGAGCCGAGGCGUCGAGCUGCGUAUGACGCACGUCAAGGCGCACACGGACUCAGUGGACCGCCACAGCCAACUGAACAGAGCUGCCGAUAGGUUGGCGAGCUUCGCUCACAGUGCCGGCCGCAAGCUCCCGGCUCUCACAGGCUGGAUGCAGGAUUACACUGUCUGGUGCGGGGCGGGUUACAUUGGCAACACUUGGAAGCAAGAGCUUGAUUCCUCUCUCAUCAAGCUACAAUGGGGGUGGCUUGGAGAGAGGGAGAGGAAGGUUUUCUCAAGAGGAGAUGAGCCGACCCCGCCUGUCGCAAGGCACUUCUAUUGGCGCGACGCCAAGGGAUCCGUAGCCCGGACUCAGUUAUUGACGCGUCUCCAUGAGUUCCCCAGUAACCAUCACAGAAGCGUCCGCGGAAAGGGCACUGCCGUUUGCUUCUUCUGUGAUGAGAUGGACCAGACCGACGCGCAUCUGUUCGCCGCCUGUCCUCAUUUUGAGGCUGCGCGUCAGAAAGUGAUUGCCGAUGCGCUAGAGAAGGAACGAGUUUCGCUCAUCCGGAAGCAACUGUCUGGAUCCGGAGCACGAGUUCAUCAUGGCAACCCGAUGAGGUCGACGGCUGUGGAUGUUACAGCCGAGCAGGAAGUAGGAGAGGCAGCGCCGGAGACUGAGCUCAGUGACGCGAACACCGCCAGUCUCACUGAGUACCGGCGGUACUUGAUGGCUAUACUGGAUCCCAUCAACCAAUGCGCCUGGUGGCAGGGCAAAACGCUCCCUGUCGAAGACUUCGAUCUCACGCUCAGCCAGGCUUAUUCGGCCCAUAAUUGUUUCAUCAUCCUCACCAACCGCAUCGCUGCCGAGCAAUACGGCCAGAUUGCCAGAGGACGGGGGGAUAAGAUGCUGAACAGGGGCAAUGAGGGCGAUGAGGGCGAUGAGGAUGAUGAGGACGGAAGUGGGGACGAGCCGGGCCAGGGAGCCGGCGGAGAGCCCGAGGACGACUUCCCCGUGCUGUAG
Messenger RNA from Trichosporon asahii var. asahii CBS 2479, 5106 nucleotides. RefSeq lists its product as uncharacterized. Gene Ontology annotation, molecular function: nucleic acid binding; RNA-DNA hybrid ribonuclease activity. Bases 1 to 5106 code for a protein of 1701 amino acids. The record is from RefSeq and is a predicted model, not a curated record. The transcript has a single exon. Lineage: Eukaryota; Fungi; Basidiomycota; Tremellomycetes; Trichosporonales; Trichosporonaceae.